Molecule: messenger RNA, 870 nt
Organism: Triticum dicoccoides
Lineage: Eukaryota; Viridiplantae; Streptophyta; Magnoliopsida; Poales; Poaceae
Product: probable magnesium transporter NIPA4
Exons: 5
Coding region: 209-859 (216 amino acids)
Biological process (GO): magnesium ion transport
Cellular component (GO): membrane
Molecular function (GO): magnesium ion transmembrane transporter activity
Source: RefSeq, a predicted model, not a curated record
AAAGGAAAAAGGAAGAGAAAAAUUGUGCUCAACAAGCAACGACCAACCCUCGCCGCGCCACCACCCCCCGCCCCGCCCCGCCGCGGCUGGACUCCGACUCCGACUCCUGCUCCGCUCUGCUCCGCAAGCCGCCGCCGAUCUCGCGCCGCAUGAGGCCGACGCGCCCUCGCUACUCCUCCUCCUUGUCGUUGCGGCGUUAGGGCUCGGCAUGGACGGCGCCUCGGCCGGCGCCGGCGACGGCGGGUCGGCGUCGGGGGGCGGGAGGUGGUACACGGGCAUGUCGUCGGACAACAUCAAGGGGCUGGUGCUGGCCAUCUCCUCCAGCCUCUUCAUCGGCGCCAGCUUCAUCAUCAAGAAGAAGGGCCUCAAGAAGGCCGCCUCCUCCUCCGGCGGCGUCAGGGCCGGGGUUGGUGGUUAUUCUUACUUAUAUGAGCCUCUUUGGUGGGUUGGCAUGAUAACAAUGGUUGUUGGGGAAGUUGCAAAUUUCGUGGCUUAUGCCUUUGCGCCAGCCAUUUUGGUUACUCCCCUUGGUGCUCUCAGCAUAAUCAUCAGUGCUGUACUUGCACACGUAAUGCUGCGUGAGAAGCUGCACAUAUUCGGCGUUCUCGGAUGCGUCCUAUGUGUCGUGGGAUCCACCACCAUUGUCCUUCAUGCCCCGCAAGAGCGUCAAAUUGAGUCAGUGACAGAAGUUUGGGAUCUGGCCACUGAACCAGCCUUCAUGUGUUAUGUGGCCGUAGUACUUGCUAUUGUCGCUCUGCUUGUGUUCAAGUUUGUUCCACUUUAUGGCCAAACCCAUGUCAUGGUGUACAUUGGUGUUUGCUCUCUCGUAGGUUCCAUCUCGGUAUGUUGUUGUCUCUAGUUUUAUAUCCU